Gadus macrocephalus (Pacific cod) is the source of this 3126-nucleotide messenger RNA. It is a transcript of the gene elovl5, whose product is annotated as ELOVL fatty acid elongase 5. The coding region runs from base 338 to 1204 and encodes 288 amino acids. Gene Ontology annotation, cellular component: endoplasmic reticulum; endoplasmic reticulum membrane. Gene Ontology annotation, biological process: very long-chain fatty acid biosynthetic process; fatty acid elongation, monounsaturated fatty acid; sphingolipid biosynthetic process. The transcript has 8 exons. Gene Ontology annotation, molecular function: fatty acid elongase activity. The record is from RefSeq and is a predicted model, not a curated record. NCBI's taxonomy places the organism in Eukaryota, Metazoa, Chordata, Actinopteri, Gadiformes, Gadidae.
ACAAUGUUCGAGUUUUUGUGUGAGGAACGACCAUAACAGCUCGACUUCCGAGGGUUUUGCGGAUUACUCGUAGGACUGGAAUGGCGUCAGACUGGAUGUUUGUCGGCUGAUGAUGAGGCGGUGACCUCUGUUGUGCCGUAGCCUAGAUGCGACCAGGAGGCGACACUACCGCCAGGGGUGGUGGAGCCCUCCCGCGCCCCCUCCCCUCCCCUCCCCUCUAUGGGGUUAUUCAGAGAACCACCGCGUCUAGAGGGAAAGAACCGAGCUCCGGACGCCACUCGCACUCUUUUAAAGUUUGACGGAGCCAACUGUUGGUUUUUGUACGCUAUGGUGAUAAAUGGAGCCAUUCAAUCACAGAUUAAACAUCUACAUUGAAUCAUGGAUGGGGCCAAGAGACCAGCGGGUGAAGGGAUGGCUCCUGCUCGACAGCUACCCUCCGACCUUGGCGCUGUCGCUGGCCUACCUGCUCAUCUUGUGGCUGGGGCCCAAGUUCAUGAGGGACCGCAAGCCGCUGUCCUGCCGUCCCCUGCUGGUGGCCUACAACCUGGUCCUCACCGUGCUCUCCUUCUACAUGUUCUAUGAGCUGGUGGCAGCAGUGAGGAGUGGAGGGUACAACUUCUACUGCCAAGACACACACAGCGAUGACGAGACCGAUAACAAGAUCAUCCAUGUGCUCUGGUGGUACUACUUCUCCAAGCUCAUCGAGUUCAUGGACACCUUUUUCUUCAUCCUGCGGAAGAACAACCAUCAGAUCACGUUCCUCCACAUCUACCAUCACGCCAGCAUGCCCAACAUCUGGUGGUUCGUCAUGAACUGGGUGCCCUGUGGCCACUCGUACUUCGGGGCGGCCCUCAACAGCCUGAUCCAUGUGUUGAUGUACUCCUACUACGGCCUGUCCGCGGUGCCGGCCCUGCGUCCGUACCUCUGGUGGAAAAAGUACAUCACCCAGGGACAACUGAUUCAGUUCUUCAUGACGAUGACCCAGACGCUGUGUGCCCUGGCGUGGCCCUGUAACUUCCCCCGGGGCUGGGUGUGGUUCCAGAUUGGAUACCUGGUGACCCUCAUCAUACUCUUCACCAACUUUUACAUUCAGACCUACAAGAAGCAGAAGGUGUCCCUUAAGAACGGCUCCUCAACGAACGGACACGCCAACGGAGUGUCCCGCGUGGAACACUCUCUCCAUAAAAAGCUGAGGGUGGAUUAAUGUACAGUACCACGACCUCACCGAGCCCUUUGUUGUAGAGCUGCAGCCCAAGCUGUUCAGGGGACACGUGUAUAUAUCCCCGUUCAUACGAUGAACUUCAAAUAGUUUGGUAUCCACUCGGGAAAGUAAAAAUAGCGAUAGCCCCAGUUACCCAGAGACUUUUACAUAUUUUUGCACAUAUUACCACUAAUGGUAUUACAUAAUGCUAUCAUAGCUGUACUUCCAGGCCUGGUUUUAUCUGUGAGACCAUAGUUUCCACUCCAUAUAGUUAACACGCCUCUAUAGCCGAAUAGCUCGCUGGUUGACGAAGGGCCUCUCCCUGCCCUUCCUCGGUGCCCGUCGCUCACAAAGCCACACACUUGUCAUUCCUGUACCUUCGGUCUACAACGGUUCCGUGGAUCAAAGCACUAGAGCCGUCUGAGGCAGCCCGGAGAGAGCUCAACGCUAAGUUGAUUUGUUGAGUGACAUCCGGUAAUAAAAUCGAGAAUUAUCUUCCUGAUUAUAGAACAUUCUUUCUGGCCCUCCCCUGUACUGGUUGUACUACGUGUUCCCUCUAUAGUUGUGACUUGAUGUAUUUAUUAUGUACAAGAGCCACCUGGUUGGCCAGCGGUUUAACCCUGAGCGGAUGGGAUAUUAUUAAUGUACAGUCUAGUUCAGGAAUCCUUUAGAUUUUGUUUUUUAACUAUGUCUUACAUUUUUUUUUUAACCUGGCUUGUGAAACGCUGACUUCUUGGCAGUCGGUGAUCGGUCUGAUCAGCAGGCCCGACGCGCGAUGGCGCGGAUCUCAUACACUCGGUGGAAACGUCUGCCAGAGUUCUGAAUCCAAGACAAGCGUAGAAAACCGACCCUCCUCCUGCUUGGCAUGCCAUGUCUUCCACCCCAAAAUCCAGCAACAUUCCUCCAGACCAUUAAACACAAGCUUCAAUACAAAGGGCAGAUAGACAUUUAGUAGCUAUAUUUAGUAUUUUUGACCUUUUAAAACCUUUACGUCUGAAGAACGAUGAAAAAGGCAAGGGCUUUGAUGUGGGGACGGCCUUCCUCUGUAAAGCACUGCACAGACCUCUGCCUCCAAGCCCAUCCUACUGAUAGAUUUACAAUAUGAUGGAGGGUUCUCAGGGUGUAAAUGUCUGUCAUGAAGCCCCGGUCUCCACCACAUAAUGGUACAGCUCGUGUUGGGGCUCCUGUCGUCCGAAGAGAACGAAGAGACCGGGGAUCCAAAGCCAAAGUCCAUCGCAGAAAAAAAACAACACACGUUUGUUUAUGUGGAGCAGUGGCAUCUUUCUUUGUUUUUGUGCGCGUUCUCGAAGCACUUGCACAUUUAUAAACGAUUGUAGAGUACUCGUCAGACCGGCAAACUUGGGGCCCCUGCACAUUGCUGUGUAUUUUCAGCUUUACCACAGGAUGCAUCGAGCCAGUCAUCUAUACAUGGUCGAUUAUAAAAACUACUCCUUCCCUUUUUCUGGUUGGAGGUGAAAUGCAUUGAACUUGUCGCAGAGUAUUCCAUGACAUGUCCUAGUUGCAAAUGCCUUAUGAAUAUUGCUACUCGAGUGUUUGUAUGUAUGUUCAUUGUUCAUAUAUAUAUAUAAAUAUAUAUAUACAUAUAUACUUACUAUUGUAAACACCCAUCUAUAGCUAUACUGUUGUAUUGCCUAUACGCCUUAUCAAUGAAAUGCAGGUAGGCCUAAGUGUGGCUCCUCAUCAAAUCAGUUUUUUCACCCACUGACGGCUGUAUAGCAUUUUAAGGACAAAUGCUAUGCAAAGAUUCACAGGUAAAAUCGUGUGUGUGAGUGUGUGUUAAACACACACACACAUACACAGGCACCCAAUGUUUAUAAAAUUUUGAAAAGAAAUGAAGCCUCAUCGUAGGCCAAAGUCCAUUUUAAACUGUCACUAAAUGCUAUGAAUAAAAAUCACUAAUGUUU